AUCACAGGCGACCUAGGUUGUUUUCCCCCCUCCUAAAAUGUACGUGUCACUUUGGAUAGAAUUCAACAUAAUCACCUUUCCAAUUAAUUUCUCGCCGUCUUGUGACCUCACACGCGUGUAAAGAAUCAUGGCGGAACCCAGCAAGCAAGACAUUUGUGCCAUUUUCAAGCGGCUUCGCUCCAUUCCCACGAAUAAGGCUUGUUUUGACUGCUCGGCUAAAAAUCCCAGUUGGGCCAGCAUCACCUACGGCGUGUUCCUGUGUAUAGACUGUUCGGGAACACACAGGUCUCUGGGGGUGCACUUGUCCUUCAUCAGGUCCACGGAGCUGGAUUUCAACUGGUCAUGGUACCAGCUGAGAUGCAUGCAAGUGGGCGGCAACGCCAGCGCGGUGUCCUUCUUCAAUCAGCACGGCAGCACGGCCAGCGCCGCCAAUGUGAAAUACAACAGUCGGGCCGCUCAGCUGUACAGAGAGAAGAUCAAGACGCAAGCCACGUACGCCACCAGAACCCAUGGCACAGAGCUUUGGUUGGACAGUCAGGGUUCUGUGUCGUGCGCAUCACCAGAGGAGAAGCACGUUGAUUUCUUCAGCCUCCAUUCACAGGUAGCACAACCCGAACCAUUGUCGCGGUGUUUAGAAUUAAAGCAACACUCGGUAAGUGCUUAUGUGCUCGGUGAGCAGGAAGUUCCGGAAAAUAUGGCCAAGAUGAGCCUCAGCUGUGUGGCAUCGGAGACGCAAGGCAAAGAGGAAGACGGCAACGCGGAGAACGGCCCGAGUGUUGACAUGCUGAGUGCUUCCCCGAAGGCCAAUCCAGAACCUUUGUCCCUUCUCAAGAAGAAGCCCGGCGCCGCCAAGAAAUCGAUGGCCGCCAAGAAAGGCGGCCUGGGCGCUCAGAAGGUAAGCAGUCACAGCUUCAACGAGUUGGAGAAGAAAGCGCAAGCUGCAGACAAGCUCCGGGAGAAGGGAGAGGACGUGUCCGCCGGCAAGCAGCACAACGCGAAAACCGUGGAGUCCAUUUGUGCUCCGUCCAUGCGUCUAGCCUACCAAGAUCUGGAGCAGCAGAGGAAAAAGGAUGAGCAGAAGCUGAAGAAUCUGGACGGGAAGAAGCGCGAGCAAGCGGAGAGACUAACACACAGGUCUCUGGGGCGUUGUACUUGUACACUGUGUUUUCAUUUCCAGGCUUGUUUUGACUGCUCGGCUAAAAAUCCCAGUUGGGCCAGCAUCACCUACGGCGUGUUCCUGUGUAUAGACUGUUCGGGAACACACAGGUCUCUGGGGGUGCACUUGUCCUUCAUAAGGUCCACGGAGCUGGAUUUCAACUGGUCAUGGUACCAGCUGAGAUGCAUGCAAGUGGGCGGCAACGCCAGCGCGGUGUCCUUCUUCAAUCAGCACGGCAGCACGGCCAGCGCCGCCAAUGUGAAAUACAACAGUCGGGCCGCUCAGCUGUACAGAGAGAAGAUCAAGACGCAAGCCACGUACGCCACCAGAACCCAUGGCACAGAGCUUUGGUUGGACAGUCAGGGUUCUGUGUCGUGCGCAUCACCAGAGGAGAAGCACGUUGAUUUCUUCAGCCUCCAUUCACAGGAAGUUCCGGAAAAUAUGGCCAAGAUGAGCCUCAGCUGUGUGGCAUCGGAGACGCAAGGCAAAGAGGAAGACGGCAACGCGGAGAACGGCCCGAGUGUUGACAUGCUGAGUGCUUCCCCGAAGGCCAAUCCAGAACCUUUGUCCCUUCUCAAGAAGAAGCCCGGCGCCGCCAAGAAAUCGAUGGCCGCCAAGAAAGGCGGCCUGGGCGCUCAGAAGGUAAGCAGUCACAGCUUCAACGAGUUGGAGAAGAAAGCGCAAGCUGCAGACAAGCUCCGGGAGAAGGGAGAGGACGUGUCCGCCGGCAAGCAGAACAACGCGAAAACCGUGGAGUCCAUUGCUCCGUCCAUGCGUCUAGCCUACCAAGAUCUGGAGCAGCAGAGGAAAAAGGAUGAGCAGAAGCUGAAGAAUCUGGACGGGAAGAAGCGCGAGCAAGCGGAGAGACUGGGAAUGGGGCUCAGCGUCAGGAGUGGAGUGUCUCACUCGGUGACGUCCGACAUGCACAUCAUCCAGCAGGAACGCCCCCUGGCGGCCAGGACCGGCAAAUUGACGCGUUUCGCCGAAGACAAUGACGGUGGCGGUGAUGACGACGAUGACGAGGGAAGCUUCAGCCCUGGGAUCCUGUCCCGUUACGACCAAAACAACUCUUCGGACCUUUUCUCCUCCAGAUGGAGCAAAAAAGCCGAACCGGACUUCUUCUUGACGUCCACCAUCACCUCGCUAGAUGACAGGCCCGCCCCACGCAGGAAAUCAGACCUGGCACCCGUCGUCGACACGGGAGAAGCUCGCAAGAAGUUCGGCCAGGACGUCAAAGCCAUCUCUUCGGAUAUGUACUUUGGAAAGCAAGACAGCACAGAGUAUGAAGCCAGAUCACGGCUGGAGAGACUUGCUGGGAGUUCUGCCAUAAGUUCAGCCGACUUGUUUGACGAUCAGAAGAAGCAGGCCGCCAGUUCGUACCGCCUGACCAACGUGCUGCCAAGCGCUCCCGACAUGUCUCAGCUGAAAAUGGGAGUGCGCAGCGUCGCCGGAAAGCUCUCGGUCAUGGCCAGCGGCGUCGUCAACACUAUCCAGCGUUUCAGGAUCCUGUCCCGUUACGACCAAAACAACUCUUCGGACCUUUUCUCCUCCAGAUGGAGCAAAAAAGCCGAACCGGACUUCUUCUUGACGUCCACCAUCACCUCGCUAGAUGACAGGCCCGCCCCACGCAGGAAAUCAGACCUGGCACCCGUCGUCGACACGGGAGAAGCUCGCAAGAAGUUCGGCCAGGACGUCAAAGCCAUCUCUUCGGAUAUGUACUUUGGAAAGCAAGACAGCACAGAGUAUGAAGCCAGAUCACGGCUGGAGAGACUUGCUGGGAGUUCUGCCAUAAGUUCAGCCGACUUGUUUGACGAUCAGAAGAAGCAGGCCGCCAGCUCGUACCGCCUGACCAACGUGCUGCCAAGCGCUCCCGACAUGUCUCAGCUGAAAAUGGGAGUGCGCAGCGUCGCCGGAAAGCUCUCGGUCAUGGCCAGCGGCGUCGUCAACACUAUCCAGGACCACUACAACAACUGAAGGAUGAAUCACUGCGAUAAACUCGUCACAACAUGAUGGGAAGUAGACACAAAAAGUCCAAGGUGACGUCUUUUUGUACAUAGAGUGGCACUUUGGACACAAUGUUCACAUCAACAAAUGAGGCUUUACAAAGACUGUAGCGUCAUUUUUUUUAGCUUUGUAAAGGCAGACGUUUGUGAAUACGUUCCACUUUGAUUUGUAAAUAGAUUAGCAACAUAUGGAGCCAAUGUUAUGAAGGUUAUGGGUAAAA
Molecule: messenger RNA, 3380 nt
Organism: Hippocampus comes (tiger tail seahorse)
Lineage: Eukaryota; Metazoa; Chordata; Actinopteri; Syngnathiformes; Syngnathidae
Product: ADP-ribosylation factor GTPase-activating protein 3-like
Exons: 28
Coding region: 128-3130 (1000 amino acids)
Biological process (GO): COPI coating of Golgi vesicle
Molecular function (GO): GTPase activator activity
Source: RefSeq, a predicted model, not a curated record